This is a messenger RNA of Dendrobium catenatum, 2250 nucleotides long. Its product is annotated as ABC transporter G family member 11-like. Gene Ontology annotation, cellular component: membrane. Gene Ontology annotation, molecular function: ATP hydrolysis activity; ABC-type transporter activity; ATP binding. NCBI's taxonomy places the organism in Eukaryota, Viridiplantae, Streptophyta, Magnoliopsida, Asparagales, Orchidaceae. The record is from RefSeq and is a predicted model, not a curated record.
AUGGCUUCUCCGGCCAACGUUCUCAGAUGGUCCCCAAGUCCAAGUCCAUCUCGUCCACAAAACUAUUCCGGCGGCUCCCCCUUUCCAUUCAGCGGCACGUUUUCUUCGCCUGUCCCUCUGCUCAAUCGCCGCCGGGGUGAAACAUCCGGCGAGAGUGGCACGCCUUUGUCGCCGGAAGCGGACGCCGUGUUCCUUACAUGGGAGAAGUUAUGGGUUUUCGUUUCGGGUCAUAAAGGAGAGCGCGUGCCGGUGCUUUCGGGCCUUACCGGGCUGGCCCAGCCAGGAGAGGUGCUUGCAAUUAUGGGCCCAUCGGGAUGCGGCAAGUCAACGCUUCUGGACUCGCUUGCUGGAAGAUUGGCACCGAAUCUUAGCCAGAGUGGAGAUAUCCUCAUCAAUGGCAGCAAGCAAGUCCUCGCCUACGGCAUCUCAGCUUAUGUGACCCAAGAUGACGUCUUAAUGACGAGCUUAACAGUAAGAGAAGCCAUACAGUACGCCGCCGAGCUACAACUCCCUUCUUCACUGAGCCGCUCAGCUAAGCGCGAGCGAGCGGAGGAGGCGAUCAGGGAGAUGGGGCUGUCGGCGGUCGCCGACGUACGGAUUGGCGGCCGAGUCACGAAAGGGAUAAGUGGGGGGCAGAGGAGAAGAGUAAGUAUAUGCAUGGAGAUUAUAAAGCGGCCGAAGCUUUUAUUUCUCGACGAGCCGACGAGUGGGCUCGAUAGUGCCGCCUCCUUCCACGUCAUCAACCGGAUCGCAAAGAUGGCCGCGAGUGGGGACCACAUGACCGUCGUAGCCGCCGUGCACCAGCCUGGGCCGGAGGUCUUUGACUUGUUAAGAUCAGUUUGUAUUCUGGCUAAUGGGCGGACCGUCUUCUUUGGCCCGCCCGAUGUCGCACCAGAAUUCUUCGCUUCGAAUGGCUUCCCCAUUCCAUCCCUUAAAAAUCCCUCAGACCACUACCUAAAAACUAUCAACAAGGAUUUUGACCGGGACAUUGAAGAAGGACCUGAAGCUGAGCUCACUACCACAGAAGAAGCCAUUGAGAUCCUCGUCCAGUCGUAUAGCUCAUCCAUGGUUUCAAAACAAGCAAUAACACAGAUUGCUAAGAUUCGUGAAAUGGGAGGAAAAGCUGUGAGAAAGAGGAGGCAGGCUAGCUUCCUGAAGCAGUGCUCAGUCCUUACAAGAAGAUCAUUUGUUAAUAUGUACAGAGAUUUGGGUUAUUAUUGGCUGCGAUUUGCUAUCUAUGUUGCUCUUUGUUUGUGUGUUGGCACAAUUUAUUAUCACGUGGGCCAUAGUUUCGGUUCUAUUCAGGCUAGAGGCUCUAUGCUUAUGUUUAUAGCUGCAUUCCUUACAUUCAUGGCAAUUGGUGGCUUCCCAUCCUUUGUAGAGGACAUGAAGAUCUUCAAAAGAGAGAGAUUAAAUGGACAUUACGGUGUUACUUCCUUCACAAUAGCCAACACAGUCUCUGCAACUCCUUACCUAGCUUUAAUCUCAGUCAUCCCAGGAGCCAUAGCCUACUACUUAGUAGGACUACAACAUAGAUUUGAUCAUUUUAUCUUUGUGCUUGUGUUAUUUUCAUGCAUGAUGCUUGUCGAAGGUCUGAUGAUGAUAGUUGCUAGCAUUGUUCCUGAUUUUUUGAUGGGUAUCAUCACCGGUGCUGGGAUUCAAGGGGUGAUGAUCCUUAAUGGAGGUUUUUUUAGAUUACCAAAUGAUUUGCCGAAACCGCUGUGGCGUUAUCCAAUGUAUUAUAUUGCUUUUCACAAAUACGCAAAUCAAGGAUUCUAUAAAAACGAGUUUAUAGGUUUAACAUUUCCUAAAAAUCAGGCAGGGGGGCCUUCUACAAUCAAUGGAGAGGAAAUAUUAAGGGACACAUGGCAAGUGGAAGUAGGAUACUCAAAGUGGGUUGAUUUGGGAAUUUUGCUUGGGAUGGUGCUCUUGUAUAGAUUUCUCUUCUUGGUGAUUUUGGAGAUGCGGGAGAAGGCAAGUCCUAUGCUAAAGAGGUUGAUGACACCGAACGCCAUCCGGAAACCAACCAGAAUGCAUCGCAACAUCCCUGUGCUCGGUACCGCGGUGCAGUACUGCUCAGUACUGCGGUGCGGUACUGCUCGGUACCACGGUGCAGUACUGCUCGGCACCAGUUGGUACCACGGCUCGGGAGCAAAUAGGGAAAUAACAGUAACUCAUGAUGCAAAACAAGCUGCAAUAUUCUCCCAAAGCAUCAGUGCUACCAUCUACAUUAGACGCCAAUCACGCUAA